AUGAAAGAACUUGGUAGUUGCCAAUCGAAUGACUCGCCAAAAAAACAGAGAGGAAGAUCGAAGCACACACCGACGUUUAAAUUAUUCAGCAAGAAGAACAGCUGGCCGAAGGUAAUGAUAUCUCGCGACAGUACCAUUUACAAGAAGAUCAAAGAUUCCUCCAGAACUCCCAGUUUGUCAUUUCUUCAAGAAACUUCGAGCGAACUGCGAACCAAAGGAGAAAAAGUUGGCUAUGACGUGGAGCAUUUGUAUUGCGAUGAAAAUGGCACAGAUUUCGAGGAAGUACAUGAUGUCUGUUUAAUUAGUAGUUCUAGCGAGAUACAAGAAAAUCUCGAAGCGUGCGAAACAUUGAGAAAGUCCGAGAAGAGCUUGAAGAAGAUUGACGAAGUGAUCAAGAAAAGUGAUUUUGAUUACUCGACGGAAGGAAAUGUGAUUUCCAAUAUAGGAAAUCGACAGAGGCCUAUUUUCGUUGAUCUAACGGCAGACGAGAAGAACACGUGGAAACAAACUAUUUUGAAGAGAUUCUGUGAUGUGAAGAUAAGCACGGCGAAUGAAAAGGGAAGCAAGAACGAGAAGUGCCCUUCGAAUGUUUUACUAGAACCUCGAAUUAUAAUAGCUGAUAGUUCUAACAAGUUAAACCGCAAUGAAACUGGCAGCUUGGUAACUGCUUUACAAGAUCGUGGACCAUGUUUGAUACCAGUGCAACCGAAUCGUUCUUUACCUAUUCGACCUGCACCAUCUGUACCUAUAAGAUUCUUUCGAAAGAAUUGUUCAUCGUCACUUAUAUUACCCAAAUCUGCUAUACUGGAUGUAGUGGAAGUAGAAUCGACAAAAUCAAUAGAUACUCUGUCGAUCGAGAAACUUCGCAAGAAAGGAAACAUUAAUUCCGAAAUGCAAAUAGCAUCGAAAAAAUCUGUCAGUUCGAUGGAUUAUGUUGUUCCCCAAAUUUCAAAUGUAGGAAGUCUCAAUGUGACGAAGAGGAGAAAUAAUAACGAAAUGGAGCACGAGAAGGAUAGUGUUAAAGAAAAUAGAAAGAAGAAAAGAUCGCAGGGAACAAAUUCUAGUCAAAAUAAAGAGGAACGUGUGGAAAGUUCGAUUAAGGAGUUUUUAACGAAUUUCUGCGGCUCGAACGCGACAGAAGGAAUACAAAAUCUUUGUACUGACAAAUGCGUUAGAGCUACAUCUACGACAAAAGAAGAAACUGGUAACAAGUUAGUGCCUCCGUUAAGAUUGAAGAAAGUUGUGCAUGCAGAGACGGAAAGAUAUAAGAAUUCCCAAAUCAUCAUGGGAUCAGGACACGAGUCAAAUUACAGAAUCAUCACAGAUACAACAUCUCAGCCAUCGUCUAGUUUAAAUCCCAAUAAUUGUAAUGACACCCUCUAUGAGAAGGACGCAGACUUUGCAUCUUCGAAUACCGACAGCUACAAGCUAAAAUAUCGACGGAACAGAUUAAAGCAAAAGCUUCGUGAACUACGAAGCAAAGCUGUGGAGUUAGCCAAGCAAAUGGCGAACGAUUCAAACCCUCAACAAAGUACCAGAUUGAGACAGGUGAUGAAUCGCUACGAAAAGCGAAUAGAAAAUCUGUCAAAGUUACAUAGAAAAUUGUCUACAGCCCUUCCAAUCUCCAAAGAAGUGAUCGAUGUAAAUAGCGAUAACAUGAGUCCCUCUGAUAACAAAUAUCGGAGUGUGAACUUAAAUAGUAGGAAUGCAGAUUGCUCACCCAAUAACAAUUCUUCUUCACCGUCACCCGAACCGCCAAAAUUAUCACCAAAGUCAUCGCUAGAUUACGAUAGCGUAUUGCCGGAAGAGGUUCGAAAUAGUCCACCUAUUUUACCGAGGGUAUGUCUGACUAUCUCGUCGAGUCAAGAUUCACUGGAGGAGGAACUACAACUUGCAGAAAGAAAAGUGUGGCCUGUAAACGAAGAAUCAAUGAAAUCAACGUUUUCUGUGGACCCUCUUCAGUCUAAUUCCAUAGAAAAGGAUCCUCCAAAUAUUGAAAAACAUGCUCAAAAUACGCCUGUAGGGCAACAGAAUAAUAUUAGCGUUGACAUAGAAAGUUCCGAUCUUACUGUUAAUAAAAGGGAUUUAAAUGAUUCUAAAAAGAUUAUUCAAUUCUCAGAGGAUAAUUGUACGAUUCGGAAAAAAAAAGAUGAAACGGACAAGUCGUCGGAUGGGUUUUCACAGAGUUGUCUUGUAAUUCAAGAAUCAGAAGAAAUCAAAUGUCUUGAAUUUUCUGAGGCUAGGCCGAUAAUAAGUUCUGUGACCAGUUGUGUGGAUGUACCAACGGCUGCUUUAGAGAACGAAACAUUUCAAAUGUUACCUGGAAAACAACUUCCUCCGAUAAGGGAGCACACGUUACAAUCCAAUUGCUAUGAUCCCAAUCAGGAAGAAGAUUCAUUUCCGAAAGUACACGAGGUCAAUCGAAAUACGCAAAAGGUUACAUCGAAUUCGAGUCAAUCACCUCAAUUUGAUCCUACAUGGACGGUGUUGAAUCAAGAACAUCUUACAUUGCGACAAAACUACAAAGGAGAAGAAAUGCCGAUUGAUUCAGAACAAAGGAAUGAUGGAAAUUAUUCCAUUACCGAACAAUUUCCUACACUUGGUAACUGGUUAGCUCAAAUGUCGAAAAAACAAACUUCAAUAACUAAACCAAAAUUACAAACCACAGGAAAUGCCCCGUUUGCAUCAACGGAAAGCACUACAUCUCAAAUUUCUAGACCUGAAAUAUCAAAGAUAAUUGGACCUAAUAUCAAUAACCACAUGAUGAAUACAACACCUCAACGUAGUGCAGAAAAAUGGCAAUACCAUCAUCAGCAACAACAACUACAACAUGUUGCAGCAUCCGUGACUCUUUCACAACCUGUUGCUGCUGUUCCACCUUUACGUCCUGGCAUAUGUUCACCUAUUCCUAUGACACAAUUUUAUCCGAAUAAUUACACUAUUGACCCUUACAAUGGUUCUACUUUAAAUUAUCAUCCAGCGAUUUGUCCUUAUGGUACUUAUCCGUAUCAUUCACGAUUACAUUCAGAUUCCUUGCCAGAUUAUCAUUUUCCUAUGCAAGAAAGUUUGCGAUCAAUACAACAUAUGGAUAAACGUUUUACUUCAGUACAAGAUCCAAUUAUAAGAUAUCCCUCCCCAACGAUAAGUACUCUGCAACAUCCAAAUAAUUUGGAUUUUGAUCGUCUUCGAGGAAACUCUAAUACUAACAAUAUUGGUACCACAACCUGUUUACCAUCACUGUUUUUAUCACCACCAUCUUUAUCUUCUUCAUAUCAUUCCUUGCCACGAAGUCCCUUAAUUGGCUAUCCAACAAAUAAUCAAGUUUCUCGGAACAGAAUGAUUCCAGAUGUCGUUGCUGCUGCUGCAGCUGCAGCUGUUGUUGCUGCUGCUUCCUUUGAUAGGCAACGCGAUACUUUAACAUACAAUAGAGUUGACAAAGAUACGUUAUCGACCGCUGAUAUUGCAAAUGUAAUUGAUAAAGAAGCAUCUCAUGUGCCAGAUUCUACCAAAUCAAUUAUUAGUCGCGAUGUAAUCAAUCAAACACAAGAUACCAAUUUUAACGAAGAAAACCACGAAAGUACGAAAUAUCAACAAAUGCAAAAUUUUUUGUUUAAUCAAUUGGCACUGGUAAAAACAACGGAUAAUUUUGCACAGACAAAUUCAGUUAUUAGUAAUGAUGCUCAAACGACAAUGACAUCUAUUGUUUCAACAACACCAUACCGGAUACCGUUAAUUCCUUCGCACACACAAGUAUCAAAAAAUGCAUCGGGAAAUGAACCUAGAAAUUGUAAAACACCGCAUCUCGGUAAAGUGAACCGCAGUCCAAAUAGUUUGCAUAAUUUUACAUGUUCGAAUUGUGGUAUUAUCGGGCCAAAAUUCAAGUGCUUAGGAUGUGAAAUGGCAUUUUAUUGCGAUGAACGAUGCCAAGAAAAGCAUUGGUAUGUUCACGUACAAAAAUGUCCAAAAAAGAUGCCAAAAUUAAAAAAAGUGAAUUAG
Molecule: messenger RNA, 3996 nt
Organism: Eufriesea mexicana
Lineage: Eukaryota; Metazoa; Arthropoda; Insecta; Hymenoptera; Apidae
Exons: 7
Coding region: 1-3996 (1331 amino acids)
Source: RefSeq, a predicted model, not a curated record